Passer domesticus (house sparrow) is the source of this 2106-nucleotide messenger RNA. RefSeq names its product telomere repeats-binding bouquet formation protein 1-like. NCBI's taxonomy places the organism in Eukaryota, Metazoa, Chordata, Aves, Passeriformes, Passeridae. The record is from RefSeq and is a predicted model, not a curated record. Gene Ontology annotation, biological process: meiotic attachment of telomere to nuclear envelope; homologous chromosome pairing at meiosis.
GGCGCUCGGGCGGCGCUGCGGCUGCGGCGUCUCCUGAGGGGCUGGGCCGGGCGCUGCCCUCAGCUCCGCGAGAUCCCAUCCCUCAGCCCGGUGGGGGCUGUCGCUGUCCUUCAGCCAGGAGAUCCCAUCCCUCAGCCCGGUGGGGGCUGUCGCUGUCCUUCAGCCAGGAGAUCCCACCCCUCAGUCCGGCGAUCCCUGAGCUCGGCGAUCCCAUCCCUCAGCUCGGCGACCCCACCUCUCAGCCCGCAGAUCCCAUCCCCUCAGCCUGCAAAUCCCGUCCCUCAGCCCGGGCGAUCCCAUCUCUCAGCCCGCAGAUCCCAUCCCCUCAGCCUGCAAAUCCCGUCCCUCAGCCCGGCGAUCCCACCCCUCAGCACUCGGCAGCGGGCACCCGCCUCGCCUCGGGGUCUGUCUGGAGCCACCCACGCCGCUGCUCACAGAACAAGAACAAAGAUAAAACAAAAAUGGACACUCAAAAGGUGCAGAAAAAUCAGUGUGAUAUGAAAACAGAUCUGAACUUACUGCUUGAAUGCCUUAAAUAUCAGAUGGACUGCCCUCUGUCUCAGAAGGAGGCUUUGAUCACUAUCUAUUCCAUUUGCCAACAAAACAGUGAAGCGAGCGAAUACUUUCGAGAAAUUGGUGGUUUGAUGUUUAUAAAUGACCUUGCCAAGGCGAGUGCUCAUUGCAUCGUAAAGGAAGCAGCUUUAUUUACAUUGGGGAUUAUUAUAGAGAGUGAUGUGUAUUGUCAACAGACUUUGUGUACUUCUGCAUUGUUUGAAGACCUCAUUUUAUUUUUAAUUAAAAAGGAUUCUGGUGUGAACUUGAAAAGAAUGUCUAUUUAUGUCAUCUUAGUACUGGUUUCAAAUAAUAAAAAUGGGCAAACCUGUGUCAGAGAUACAGGCUGCAUCAGCCUGCUGCUGCAGUUAUUCAGAACAACUCUCUCCACCUCUGAGAAGAAUCUGUCAGCUAAAACCACUGAUCCCUGCUAUCAGCUCUGGUCCUCAGUGUGCAGCACUCUCUGUGCCUGUGUCAACAACCCCCAGAACGAAGAUAAUCAAAACAUUUGCUGUUCGGUUUUUCCCUAUGCCAAAGAGUGGCUCGAGAGUUGCACAGAGCCUGAGAUAGUUCGUCCCAUUUGUUCAUUUCUUGGUCUCACAGUUGCAAAUAACUCAUAUGUGCAGAAAUAUUUUGUUUCUAUUGGAGGAUUGGAUACAUUAGCCAAAGUUCUCCUUGAGCUUAUGCAUGAUUCCUGUUUGAGUCACUCCAGCAUGAAACUUGCAGCGGUAGUAACAAAGACUCUGGAUGCCUGCAUUGCUAAUAACUCUGCCAUGGGUGUUGUCUUGGCACAGUAUCACACUGUGUCAGAGCUGCUGAAGCUGCUGUCCAAUUGGACACUGAGCACAGGAGAAAAAAUCAGUAUUAUUCUAACAAUUGGACACUGUACUGAAGUUUGUGAAGAAAACCAGUGUGAGCUGCUUCAGAACAAUGGUCUGCCACUUAUGAUUCAGGUAUUGACAGAAUCUCAGGACGAGGAACUCAUCAAAGCUGCUACUUUUGUGCUGCAGAACUGCAAACAAAUGAGACAUUAUUGAGGCUGGUAGAACAAUGAAAGCUCUGCUUUCAAAAAUAAAAGACAAGAAACCAAGGAUGGUAAAAAUUGUAAGCCUGCUCAUCAAAAAGACACGUCAGAGUCCAGCUCAGAUUCUUAAGGAAGCACCCUGAAGGAGAUGAUGCCUAUUACUCUCAGCUCAAGUAUGUGUUGAACACACCUGUGCACUUAAAAGCUACUUACAGCACUGAAUUAUAAAAAUAACUGAAUUUUCUUACAGAUACAGGCUUUGAAAUUCCAGAUAAAUUUGUGGUUGGAUAUGCUCUUGACACUAAUGAAUACUUCAGAGAUUUAAAUUGAGUUGGUAAUGCAGUAUAGAUGAAGAGGAAAUGUUUGUGCUUCACCUUUCAUAAUUCUACUCCACAAGUCUCGUGGCUCAGCCAUGCUACAGAGCAUCCUGAAGCCCCGGGAUGGUGAGCAGCAUACAAUCUGCAGCCCCGUCUGGAAAUAAAAUAACUUGUAAUUUGGCUUUAAUUGGAUAUUUGUCUGUCUUAGCUCAA